Messenger RNA from Bacillus rossius redtenbacheri, 3506 nucleotides. Its product is annotated as B-cell linker protein-like. Gene Ontology annotation, biological process: intracellular signal transduction; cell surface receptor protein tyrosine kinase signaling pathway. The record is from RefSeq and is a predicted model, not a curated record. Bases 604 to 2823 code for a protein of 739 amino acids. The transcript is spliced from 14 exons. Gene Ontology annotation, molecular function: protein binding. Lineage: Eukaryota; Metazoa; Arthropoda; Insecta; Phasmatodea; Bacillidae.
UAGUAUGGAAGUACUUAACUCCGUGAGUUUCGUUAUAUGGCAACAGAGUGGGCUGUAGCAUUUAGCUAGGAAACAAAAUAAAAAAAAGGAACGAUGAAAUUAAUCUGUUAUUUAUUUCCCAGUAUGUUUAAAGCGUCAUCUGGCAGAGAAGCCACACCUACUGCGAGUACUGCGACAUUCCAGUUUAGUAAAGUGUCAACUGAAAAGUGAUUUAUACGAUGUAUAUAGUUUAAGGUAUUUCGGACCUACGUUCUCUACUGUUCUUUUAUAGAAAAAUGUUUGAAUGAUUUCUACCCGUCCUUAAUUGAUGCUUUAUGCUUUAUACGACAGAAUAUUUUAAGUAUGGUAGUUAAAGGAAAUAACUUGUGUUCAAGUUGGUUCUGAACGCUUAGCGCGUGUAUGAAGUGUAAUUUUUUUUUUUGUGGGGCGGAUUCGUGGCUGUGAUGAUCGAUUAUUUACAAGACUAUUACAAUCUAUACAACAUUGUUUGUUAUAUUUUGCAUAAAGUAAAUACGUAUUGAAGAAUUUAUUUUCCUAAUACCUGAGAUUCUGCUAUAUAGAUUUUUCAUACCAAGUGAACCAUAAAUUGUAAUUAGUUACACGAUGUCGAAACGUUUGUCUUCUUACCUGAUUAUUGAAAAAUGGAACAAUGAAGAUGUUCUGCAAUUCUUGGAAAAGAAUGGUUUUGGAGAAUGCUGUGAAACCUUUAAGAAGAGAGGUAUCGAUGGGCAUGCAUUUUUGACACUUACUGAAGGUCACCUGAUGCUAUGGAAACGUGAGCUGUCUAUGGUAAAUAUUAGGAAACUCACCAAACUCAUUCAAGAUCUUGUUCAGCAGCCUGAGAAGUAUGUUUCCUCCAAUAACAAGAGACCCGGGAGCAGCACGCUGACAGCGAGAGCCUCGGUAGCGAGCAGCAUGUCUGCCGGCACUGUGAGUAGCGCGGGGCGCAAUGGCAGCAGCCUGGCUCGCCCGCCUGGCUUGCAUGCUGCCUUGCAUGCGAACCAGCGUGCACAGGGCUCUUCCAGCAGCUCCUCUAGCAGUUCCUGGGACACCAACUUCAGUGACGACGAGGCACCACAGUCUCUCGACUCCAGCACCAAUGGGGGCGGCCAGUCCAUCAGCGAGAGAGCAGACUUCAUCAUGUCACAGCUGAGUGGCGGGAAGCCCCAAGGAGGCAGUGCAGACCGCCAGGAUACGUGGAAGGGGCAGAUGGCAUGGGGUGAGCAGAGGUCUGCCGGGGGCAGGACGCUGCCAGGAGAGCCACCCACAGCUCAGGCUGCGAGGAAGCUACCGGCUCCUCCGAUACAGCAACUGGGUGACCCACAGCACGUGCAGAAGAUAGCGACCAGUCUGAGCCUUCCUGUCGCAGCAGAGAAGUGGCAGAGUGAAGAAGAGUACUUGAGUAUAGACGACGAGAAUCUGCCUAGCAGAGAAGCAAUUCUCGCUUUCACUCAAAGGUUCAGCUCUGAAAGGGAAACGGCCGAACAGCAAUCUCCAUCAUCCACUUCUGCCUCACAGAAGAACUUGCAAAACGGGUGGCCUCCGCCGGUCAACCGACCACACCCUGGGUCCCAGAUGGAUCAUCCUCGUUCGACCAUGGGCACGGGGUAUCCCUGUCUGCCCGUCCCACCAGCGGCAUCCCUGCCAUCGUCACCCCGCCCUCUCUGCCCCCGGCCUCAGCCGGACGAGAACCACGGCAGACAGCCGGUUGCUCGGAACAGUUCGCCACAGCCGUCUCUCGAUGCGCUUCUGCCCAUCUCAUCUCGCCCUCUUCCCCCCCAGCCACCUUCAGAGGAACAGCAUUACGAGUGUGUUGAGAACAGGGACAGUCUGCCGGCCACGGAAGCAAUGGCCGCCCUUGCUCGAGUGUUGAACUCUCAGAACAGCUCGUCCAGGGAAACGCCCGACCAGCGAUCCUCGUCGUCCACGUUGGCCUUCUCGUCCCGUCCGCUUCCUCCGCAGCCGCCGUGCGGCGAACAGUCGUACGAGAGCGUGGAAGGAGCGUGCUCGGCUCUCGAGGACAUUGAUAAUUCGUACGAGUACGAAUAUGAGUCCAUCAAACAUAACAGCAAGGAGGUGUGCAUGGAGCCGCCAAGUGGCACUGACUACUACCUGCAGCCGGUGGCCAGUGAGCCUGCCCGUCCUCCACUGCCCCCCAAGCCUGUCACCAGUCUCGCAGCUCCACCGCUGGAGCCCCCGUCGCCGCCUUCCCGGCAGAUGGAAGAUUUGGGCAGCACAUCUUCAAGUCCUGGGAACUCAGGUGAUGGUGUGGCCGGGCGUUUUGGAGAGCUUUUCAGAAAAGUGAGAAACAAGCCUGUGACUUCAAUGGGCACAGUUGAAAAAGAGAAGACGUCGGCUGGCGACGGCAAGAAGCCCUCGCUGCUGCAGAACCAGCGACCGCUGCCACCCACCCCGGAGCCGGGCAAGCCUCUCACCACCAGCACCAAGGACCAGUCAGGUGCCCGUAGAGGCUCACGCCCAACAAGUGUCACCAACAUGCCGUGGUUCCACAAUGUAGAUCGUGCCAGAGCUGACCAACUUCUCAGGAACACUCAAGAUGGGACAUUCCUGCUGCGUCCUUCGAGCCAGACCCAGAAUCCACUGUCACUGACGUUGUGGUACAACAACAGGAUAUACAACAUCAGCGUGCGUUACCGACCAGACGGCAGAUAUUCUUUGGGCUACGAGAAACCAAACGAACAGAGCUUUGCGUCGGUGGAGGAGUUGGUGGCCAACCACCAAUCAGAGAACCUGGUGCUGUACAGCAAUGGCGAGAGAACAGGGCGCACACUGCUCACAGGGUGGCCACCACGCAGGGACUAACUCUGCAUGGCACAUCUUACUUGAUCUCUCUGUGUUUGUAUGAUGUUCAACUGCAAUCAGCUGUGAUGUAAACUAAAUAUUCUGCAAGCACUUGCAAGCAAAUGGCAAAAUCUGCAAUAUGCAAUCUGGGUCUGCAAUAUUUUUAAGACUAAUAAUCUACACACCAUCAGUUCGGAUGAGGUAAUUGUUCCAUAUCAGAUAUCAUAUAUUCAAGUUUAUUCCUAGAUCCGAAUGGCAUGCUUCUAUAUAUAUUGAUCCUGUAGUACAUGACGCUUGCUGUUUUAAGUUGAAAGAUUCUGGUCAAACAAAAACUUGAAUUUUAUUACAAUACAAACAAUUUAUGUCUGGUCUUAUGGAAAAUGUUUAUUUUGUGUUUAACUUAUGAUCACAAUUCGUUGUUUAAUCACAAAUUUUUUUUAUGUCCGGGAUCUUUCAAUGUACUAAAUUAAAGGAAUUAACUUGGAUACAUGAUAUGGAACUUUUACCAAUUUCAUUAUUAGUUUUAAGCAAUGUUAGUACUUUAUAGUGAUAAAAUAUGUGAUUAUUUUAAUUUCAUUCUGCACUGAAAAAUGAAAUGUCUUAUUUUUAGUGAUUGGUCAAUUCCCAAAGAGUAUGUACUUCGAACCUUGAACAUAAAUCUAGGUCUCAAGGGUCCAAAUAAAAUAAAGUACAAGAAAUGAAAA